Molecule: messenger RNA, 3098 nt
Organism: Hippocampus comes (tiger tail seahorse)
Lineage: Eukaryota; Metazoa; Chordata; Actinopteri; Syngnathiformes; Syngnathidae
Gene: lpcat3
Product: lysophosphatidylcholine acyltransferase 3
Exons: 13
Coding region: 202-1647 (481 amino acids)
Biological process (GO): phosphatidylcholine biosynthetic process; lipid modification
Cellular component (GO): membrane
Molecular function (GO): lysophospholipid acyltransferase activity; 1-acylglycerophosphocholine O-acyltransferase activity
Source: RefSeq, a predicted model, not a curated record
AUAAGCACGUCACUUGACGUUGCCCCAACUGGCUCGCUUGAUGAGACGACGUCGAAGGAGGCAGAAUGGUCCAUUUUUGAGAGGUCGGAGGGGGCCAAACCUCUGCGGGUUCACACGCAACGUAGUCUAUCUUGACUCUGUGCGCGCGCUCGUGUGUGUGUGUGUAUGCGUGAGUGCAUGCGUGUCUGAGAGAGCGUGUGGAUGAGUUCAGUGACCCCUCGCGUAGAGACGUUUCCGCCCACAGUAAAGAUGGCGCUUCCCUGGCUGGAGAAUCUUUCGGACUCUUUGGGUUCUUCCGAACCCGCUGUUCGUCUAAUAUUGUCAAUUUUGGUCGGAUAUCCCUUUGCAUUGAUCUACCGGAGUUUCUUGUUCCACCAGUCGGCCACCGUUAUCCACCUGUUCCACACGUUCUCUGGACUGGCUCUUGCCACGUUUAACUUUGCAGGUUCCCAGAUCUAUCACUCGGCAGUAUGCAUCCUUGUGCAGUUCCUGAUGCUGAGGCUCAUGGGAAGGACGGUAACGGCCAUCCUCAGCAGCUUCAGCUUUCAAAUGUUAUACCUGCUGGCAGGCUAUUACUUCACAGCGACGGAGGAGUACGACAUCAAGUGGACGAUGCCUCACUGCGUCCUCACGCUCAAACUGAUUGGUUUGGCAUUUGAUUACUAUGACGGCGGGAAAGAACCAGCGGAGCUCAGCGCGCAGCAGAAGAGCGCCGCCCUGCCGCGCGUGCCCUCGCUGCUGGAGGUGCUCGGUUUCUCUUACUUCUACGGCGGCUUCCUGGUGGGCCCGCAGUUCACGCUGCGCAGCUACCAGAAGCUGGUGGCGGGGGAACUCAGCGACAGCCCGGGAAAGCCUCCAAACAGUGUCGUACCGGCUGCGAAGAGAUUCUCUCUGGGUUUUCUCUGUCUGGUCAUAUUUGCAAUAUUUAGUCCUCAUUUCCAAGAGAGCUACUACUUGACGGAUGAGUAUGACGCUCACCCAUUCUGGUUUCGCUGCUUAUUCAUUAUGAUUUGGGCCAAAAUCAUAUUGUAUAAAUAUGUCUGCUGCUGGCUCAUAGCGGAGGGCGUCUGCAUCUUGGCCGGGUUGGGCUACAACGGCAUGAGGGAGGGCCAGCACCAGUGGGACGCUUGCGCCAACGUCAAGGUGUGGCUCUUCGAGACCACGCCGCUCUUUGGGGGGACCAUCGCCUCCUUUAACAUCAACACCAACGCCUGGGCCGCCAGGCAUGUGUUCAAGCGGCUGAAGUUCUUGGGCAACAAAACGCUCUCCCAUGUGUCCACUCUGCUCUUCUUGACUUUAUGGCACGGUCUUCACUCGGGGUACCUCAUGUGCUUCUCCAUGGAGUUCUUCAUCAUCACUGUUGAGCGACAGUAUCAGGCCUUGGUGCGGGACAGUCCAAUGCUGAGUCGUUUGUCCAAUGGGCCACUUUUGCCUCUCAUCUACAUCAUCCAGCAGAUCAUUCACUGGCUCUUCAUGGGCUAUGCGCUGGUGCCCUUCUGCAUCUUCUUCUACGACAAAUGGCUCAAGGUGUACUUCUCGGUGUACUUUUGCGGUCACGUCUUCUUCCUUGUAGCGUAUUUAAUCGUGCCCUACCUGAGGAAGGCGCUGGUGCCUAAGAAGGAACGCAGCUCGCAAAAGCAGGAUUAAACGACGGCUCGGUCAAAAUCUCCACUGAAGGGAACUGUGACUUUCAAAAGGAGCGGAAAAGAAAAUAUUUUAAGGCCUUUAAAUGUGUGUAUUAUAUAUAUACACACACACACAUAUUUCCAUGUGAAAAUAAAUCUCUAUAUAUUUUGUGUAAAAAGUAAGGACGUUUUUAUAAACAUUUUUUGAGAAAUGUUUACAGGAAAAACGACCAUUGUGCCACACGGGCUAACUGGGGAACCCGUCAGGGGCAACUUCACGAUUGAAUUCUUAUUUUUAAUCCUCUGGAAUACACUAUUUGCACUCAGCAGUCACGGGUUCGGAGCCUGUCGUUGGCCAAUAACUUUAGUUUAAUUUUUUAUUUAUUAUUAUUAUUAUUAUUUUUUUCUUCAUGAUUCUUAAGUUCGCUGUCUCCAAACUACCGCGGCAGCAGCAAAGCUUCACGUGAGGUGGAAGCGAGGCGUCAGUGCGAUUUUGGAAUGUAACAAUAAAACACUGCUGCUGCUGCUGCGCGCUUGCAAGAACAAACGAUGCCUGUUGAUUUGUGAGAUCAAGAUACCAGCGCUGCGAUUCGCACGCACACGGUAGCUUACAAAAGUCAGGGCUCCCCUCACAUUUUGGCAAUAUUUUAUGAUUUCAAUUCAUGGGACAACAUGAAAGAAAUGGCACUUUGCUACUUGGUAAAGUUAGUCAGUGUACAAGCAGUGUACAUUUGCUGUCCCCACAAAAUAAAUCAUCAACUUUUGUUGUUGUCAAUUUAAUGCGUCUUCAAAAUAAGUAAAGACAGUCAUUGUCUAUAACAACAACAACAACAAAAGUGAGUACACUCCUCAGUGAAAAUACCCAUCGUGUCACCUACUUUUCAUCGUAGUGAAGUGUCAUUUUUUCAGAUUUGCUAAUAUAAAAUGUGAGGGGUGUCCUCAUUUCUGUGAGCUACUAUACAGACACAAACACAACCGACUCAACAUGGCCUUGUGUUCAUGAAUGUUUUUGCUGUUUUACAUUUGCUUGUAAUUUGUGUUUGAAACAAAAAGACUUGAUUUUAUAAUUCAAUGGCAAUAUUUUAUAGUUUGUAAUAAGGUAAUCACUCUUGUCACUUGCUCCAGUCUAUGGAUGUUCUUUCACUGAGUUCAGCGUUGCCACUUCCUUCAGCUGUUUUGUUCGUAAAUGAAAAGGAGCAGUUGUGUUGUUAUUUUAAGUCUCCUCGUUUUUUAAGGGGGUGGGGGUGGCAGUUAUCUCAUUAUGAAGCAGCUGCUGAGGAACAUUGUGUGCGUCACCUGUGCUGCCUCAACUGGGGAUGCAUCUCAUCGUCAUCCUACUCUGCAAACUGCCUCUAGCAUCUGCCUGUCAAUUUUUUAAACAUCCCCAUGACCAUGAUUAAUGGCGAUUUCAAGGGUUUCCUGUUUCUUUUAUGCCUUAUUCCUACCAAAUGUUCAAAAAAAAUCUUUUUUAUA